GCUGCUGUCCCGGUCUCCAGCGAGUGACGCCGGGCGUCUGCCGAGAGCGGGCGCGAUGCCGGUCCAUUCGCGGGAGAAGAAAGAAAACAAUCACGAUGAGAUGGAGGUGGACUACGGGGAAAACGAGGGCAGCAGCUCCGAGGAAGAGGAGUCCGAGAGCUCGUCCGUGUCCGAGGAGGGGGACAGCUCAGAAAUGGAUGAUGAGGAUUGUGAAAGAAGAAGAAUGGAGUGUUUAGAUGAGAUGUCUGAUCUUGAAAAACAGUUUACAGAUCUCAAAGAUCAACUUUACAAAGAGAGAUUAAGCCAAGUGGAUGCAAAACUACAGGAGGUCAUUGCGGGAAAGGCGCCCGAGUACUUGGAACCACUGGCAGCUCUGCAAGAAAACAUGCAAAUCCGAACAAAAGUGGCAGGUAUCUACAGAGAACUCUGCUUGGAAUCCGUGAAAAACAAGUAUGAAUGUGAAAUUCAGGCAUCCCGACAGCACUGUGAGAGUGAAAAGCUCUUGUUGUAUGACACUGUUCAGAGUGAACUAGAAGAGAAAAUCAGACGGCUUGAAGAAGACCGGCAUAGUAUUGAUAUUACCUCAGAGUUAUGGAAUGAUGAACUUCAAUCUAGGAAAAAAAGGAAGGAUCUAUUUAGUCCAGAGAAGAAGAAACCUGUUGUUGUAUCAGGGCCCUAUAUUGUGUAUAUGCUACAAGAUCUUGAUAUACUUGAAGACUGGACAACAAUAAGGAAAGCAAUGGCUACGUUGGGACCACAUAGAGUGAAAGCAGAACCACCUGUCAAGUUGGAAAAACACCUACACAGCACACGAUCUGAGGAAGGAAGACUCUAUUAUAAUGGGGAAUGGUAUGGACGUGGACAGACAAUAUGUAUUGAUAGGAAAGACGAAUGCCCUACAAGUGCUAUAAUUACAACAAUUAACCAUGAUGAAGUGUGGUUUAAGAGGCCUGAUGGAAGCAAAUCCAAACUAUAUAUUUCCCAGCUACAGAAAGGAAAAUAUUCCAUCAGACAUAAUCACAACUGACUAUUAAACUAACCAGACAGUGUUAGCCUGCUUGAAGUGUCAUAAGAUGGAAGAUGUAUUUACUGUGUGCUCUCAUCUAUCUUUGUGGCAGUAUCUGUGUAUUUUUAGUAGUAUAAGUAAUCUUCAUGCAGAUGUCUUAGAAUAGGUGACACAUAAUCAUGUUGAACAUGAUGUUUUGCCUUUAAUUUGAGUUCAGUGCCUGACACAGAAAAUAGCUUUGGAUUGUCUGGAAUUCAUGGUUAAGACUGCAGUCCUGUAAAGCUUUGUGCAUGCAAGAGCUAGAAAUGUACAUUCAGGCACUUCUAUUUUUAUUUUUUCCUGCAACUGAAUCAAGAAGUCAGUUAUGAAGUUGUUUAAUUGCAGAGGUGGUAGAGGGGAGUUGAAAAAGGAUGCGGUGGAACUAUUUUCUCUGGGUAUUUGUAUAAUUCUUCAUCAUAUGGAUCUGUGGCUUCCAGAUGUUGCUGAACUACAACUCCCAGCAUCCCUUACCAUUGGUCCUAUGAGCUAGAGCUGCUGGGCUUCUCCACCUCUGAUACUGGCACCUAGCUUUUUAGGGUUAUACUCUAAAAAUCAGUUGUAUAAAAUUGAAAGUAGUAGGCAGUUAUCUAAAAUCAUGUAAUUGUGAGGUCCGUUGCUGCAUAGCAAUUGCUCUUUUUAGCAGUCUUACUUGUCUUGCAAACGUAGAUUACCUUUUGCAAGAGUUACAUGGGUAUAGUCUAGUGGUGAAUUUUUUUUUAAAUUAACUGAAAACAACAAAAAGUGGGGAUCCCAAAGAGUUGGUCUAGUUGUGCUACUUGAGACAAAUUGUUACCAGUUUCUUUGUAAUUACGAAAAUAGAAAGUAGCCAUAAAGACAUUGCUUCAAGGCAAAUGGCACUAUAUCUCAUCGUAUUAAAUCCCCUUUCUCUUCAAGUUAAAAGUGCCAGUUCUAUAAAUGAUGAAAUAAUAACCAAAAGUAUUGCUGCAUAUACUGCAUAUUGACCUAUAAUAAAAUGUAUCUAUAGUUAAGCAAUGUGUAAUCUUUCAAAAUUGUAUAUUGGGCAGAAAAAAUAUAGUGUUUGCUGCUUCAAAAUCCUAGAAAGGUUUGGGUUUGUAAAAUUUGAUAUUGAGGUAAGAUCUUCUAGCUUUACAUGUUUGAGGCACAUAGAAGGGGGUGUGGUGGGUGCGGGGAGAAGACAUUAUUUGGUGGUUUCUGUGCACUUUAAAUCCAUUAAGAUGAACUUUUGGAAAAAGCCUUUGUCUGAUGGAAAAGCCUGCCAAAAGUGUUUUUAUGCUUGUGCUUAGAUUGGUGCUAAAUCUGACUCUUAAUAUGCAGCCUCAAUCUUUUUUUUUAGUCCUGAGUUAGAGAUUCAGUGGAUAAAGUAAUAAUCAUCUCAACUCCAUAUCCAGCAAACAUUGUAAUGACAAGGAUGGGUAGCUAUAUAAAGAAAGCUGAAACUUAUUUAUAGUGGAGAUGUGAACACAGUCAUCCCUGGAAGACAUAGAUACCAGAAGGUUGUAUGAAUCAGCCACUUAGCUGCAGGCAAACGUUUUUAUCUGUUCUUUUACUUGAGUUUUAAAGGUCUUGGAGGGGAAUGUUGCUUAAAUCUCAAUUCAGUGGUCUUGAUUCUGACAACUUUCAAGUCCUUGCCGUGACAGCUUUUGGCAACCAGAAGAAUAUCACCUUCAGUUAUCAGAAAGUGCCUGCCACUAUUCAGAGAUGGCUUUGUGUGUCUUGGAAUGUAUUUAUUUUGUUUCUGGCAUGAAGGAUCGGCAACAUCUGCUUUUGUAUAGAUCCAUAGGUUGGAAGCAUAUCUGUCUCUGUCUGCAAUGUGUUACAAACUCUUUGUUACAGUUACUAAGUCUCAAAACAAUAAAACUGCUUUCAACUUUUUGUGGGAACAUAUUUGCUGAUAAUGGAAAACAGUUUGACCAUUGCCAAAAGUCUACCGAAAACUGGGCUUAUAUAUUUAAUUCAGAGGAGUAAUCUUCUUACUCUGCAUAACACUCAUAUUAGCCAAACGUAUAUAAAGUAUUAAUGACAGGUUGGCUUUGACAACCCCUCUGUAUGUACACAGUUUGAUAAAGCUUUUUUUGUAAUGAUGAAAUAUUUGUAUUUUUUAACCUAGUGUAUAAAUAAAAUAACUCGUCAUGGAGAA
Messenger RNA from Python bivittatus (Burmese python), 3164 nucleotides. RefSeq names its product BRMS1 like transcriptional repressor (gene BRMS1L). NCBI's taxonomy places the organism in Eukaryota, Metazoa, Chordata, Lepidosauria, Squamata, Pythonidae. The record is from RefSeq and is a predicted model, not a curated record.